AUGUCGUCCGAGGAAUUUGAGAAGCUGCACGAAAUCUACAGGUCCUUGUACGAGGAGCUAAAGCUAAUGCCGGAGAGGCUACUGAGGAGCCAUGGAGAGGAGAAAAAGAGCUUGCUGAGAGCCUUCGACGUGAGGAAAGGGGAGGCAGAGGAAGUUCUGCAGGGGAUGGAGGAGGAACUGCGCGACGCACCGGCAUCCUACCGGAAUCCUAUGAGGACCAAGCUGCGUCUGUACCACCGCGACCUCGCCAAGUUGCAGCGAGAUGCCAAGAACUCUGCCCCAUCGCCAUUGGACAGUAGUGGAAGAGGCAUCUAUUCAUCAGAAAACCAACAAAGCACCCGCGAGCAGUCGCAGCGGGCCUUGCUUCUUCAGGGUACAGAGUCGCUGAACAACGCCACCCAGAGCAUCCAGCGCAGUCAACGCAUUGCCGCCGAGACGGAGCAUAUCGGCACAGACAUCAUCCAAGAGCUCGGCGAGCAGCGAGAGCAGCUGGAUCGGACCAGAGAUAGACUGGUGAAUACAGGAGAAAACCUCAGUCGCACACGGAAAAUUCUCCGUUCUAUGUCUCGACGGCUCGUGACAAACAAGCUGCUGCUCGCUGUCAUCAUUCUCAUGGAACUGGCCAUUUUGGGCGGUGUCGUUUACCUCAAGUUUUUUCGGCGAUGA
This is a messenger RNA of Nerophis lumbriciformis (worm pipefish), 666 nucleotides long. The record is from RefSeq and is a predicted model, not a curated record. Lineage: Eukaryota; Metazoa; Chordata; Actinopteri; Syngnathiformes; Syngnathidae.